AUGGACAGGCUAACUUCCUCAUUCUUGCUGCUGCUUGUGCCUGCAUAUGUCCUGUCCCAGGUUACCCUGAAAGAGUCUGGCCCUGGGAUCUUGCAGCCCUCCCAGAUCCUUAGUCUGACCUGCACUUUCUCUGGAUUUUCACUGAGCACUUCUGGUAUAGGUGUGGGCUGGAUCCGUCAUCCCUCAGGGAAGGGUCUGGAGUGGCUGGCAGACAUAUGGUGGAAUGAUGAUAAGUACUACAAACCAUCCCUGAAGAGCCGGCUCACAAUCUCUAAGGAUACCUCCAAAAACCAAGUAUUCCUCAAGAUCACCAGUGUGUACACUGCAGACACUGCCCCCUACUCCUGUGUCCACUCCCAGGUCCAGCUGCAGCAGUCUGGGGCCGAACUUGUGAGACCUGGGUCUUCAGUGAAGUUGUCCUGCAAGGCUUCUGGCUACACCUUCAUAGAAUACUAUAUGAGCUGGGUGAAGCAGAAGCCAGAUCGGGGACUGGAGUGGAUUGGAUGGAUUUAUCCUGAAUAUGGCAGUACUAGCUACAAUCAGAAGUUCCAGGGCAAGGCCACACUGACUGCAGACAAAUCCUCCAGCACAGCCUACAUGGAGCUCAGCAGCCUGACAUCUGAGGACUCUGCGGUCUAUUAUUGUGCAAGACACACAGUGCUGCAACCACAUCCUGAGUGUGUCAGAAACCUUGGAGAAGCAGGAAGCUGCUCUGAUGUCCACUCUCAGGUCCAGCUGCAGCAGUCUAAGGCUGAGCUGGGUAGACCUGGGUCCUCAGUGAAGUUGUCCUGCAAGGCUUCUGGCUACACCUUCACCAGCUAUACUAUGUACUGGGUGAAGCAGAGGCCUGGACAAGGCAUGGAAUGGAUUGGGUGGAAUAAUCCUUCAAGUGGUGGUACUGGCUACAAUCAGAAGUUCAAGGGCAAGGCCACACUGACUGCAGACAAAUCCUCCAGCACAGCCUAUAUGGAACUCAGCAGUCUGACAUCUGAGGACUCUGCUGUCUAUUACUGUACAAGACACAGUGCUGCAACCACAUCCUGA
This is a messenger RNA of Acomys russatus (golden spiny mouse), 1044 nucleotides long. RefSeq lists its product as uncharacterized. The record is from RefSeq and is a predicted model, not a curated record. NCBI's taxonomy places the organism in Eukaryota, Metazoa, Chordata, Mammalia, Rodentia, Muridae. The transcript is spliced from 4 exons. Gene Ontology annotation, biological process: defense response to bacterium; phagocytosis, engulfment; positive regulation of B cell activation. The coding region runs from base 1 to 1044 and encodes 347 amino acids. Gene Ontology annotation, cellular component: blood microparticle; external side of plasma membrane; immunoglobulin complex, circulating. Gene Ontology annotation, molecular function: immunoglobulin receptor binding; antigen binding.